GAGGUGCUCUGCUCUGAGGAUAAAAUCCAGCUCUUUCUCCAAGUCAGCAGCUAAAUCUGAGCUGCAGCUGGCAGUCAGCAGCCCACCAGCUGUGGGGAAGACACCUGAUCAUCAUACAUUUCUCUCUGGAGCAGGCAAGCUGAAGAUGAGCAAUCGGCCAUCAGGAGACAAGUAGGUGAAGUAGAAGGUAUAUACCUUGAAGACAACAGAAGCAGAGGAGAUUCGGGAACAAUAGCAACAUCUGGAUCAGCCAUGGACUCAGAAGAGUCCAACACAGACUCUCUGCUCAAAGGAAAAAGGAGGCAAGACCUCCAAGAGAUGCUGACAGAAGUAGGACUGUCUGCUGAAUAUUGGUUGCCUAAGCUACAGCAACAUCUCGGUGUGAGCUGUGCCCAAGCCUUACAAUACUUAGAAGAAAAGGACCUCCAGAAACUGAAGUCCCAGGUACAGCAUUCAUGGGAGAAAAAGGCCCUGGAGAAGUUGAUUGACUUGGCACAAUCAAAUAGUAUGUCAGCCUUGGACAAGUCACCAGUGCAGAUGAUAAGGAAAAGGCAAAAGCAGGCAGAGCAGACACUGGAGGAGCUGAAGGAUUUGCUGUUAGAAGGAAGGUGCAGACAAGAAGAGGCAGUGAGGAGAAAAGAAUCAGAGCUGAGGGAAGUAAUGGAGAUCCCUGAACAAUACUGGCCACUACCUGAACAGCCACUAAGCAAGGUUGUGGAAAGCAUCCAGACACAACUCAGUCUCACUGUGCAGACACUGUCCCACAGACAAAACCUCCCAGAUAGAGAUGUGGUAAGAAGGGCAUCUGGAGGACUGGCCCUGCAGGGAAUAUAUAAAACCAGUCACCAAAUAGAUCUGAUCCAGAAGAGAGAAGAACUACUCAGUGUCCCCAAGGAAUUCUUGCUUCAUGGCCCAGAGCAAGGCACACGGAUGGAAACUAGAGAAUUUACAUCUUCUCAUACAGAAUCCAUGUUUACCAGGAUUAUAGAGACCCUGGGUUUCCGUGUAGCUGCCUCAAGCAAAGGUGAAGGUUGGGGUUUUAAUUUAGAAGCUGGUGUGGAUGGAAGCACACAUUCAGAAUCCAAGGAGACUCAACAAUCAUCGUCUAAGAAAACUUACUUCUGCUCAAGCAAGUUCAGCUACAUCCCCUUGGCCUCCUGCCACUUUCCCAUGGAUCAACUCCAGCUCUCCAAGGCUGCUUUCCAGGAACUGAAAACCAUUGAAAAACUUCUGAGUGAGACUUCAGACUCAGACAAACUGCAAUUACUGAAGCAGAGAACUGAAAACUUCUUCCUCAGAUUUGGUUCCCAUGCUAACCAAGGACCCCUGCACCUGGGAGGAAUCUACUGGUGGAAGGCCACUGCAGAGGGUUUCCAGAGUCACCAGAUGGCUGAGGUGAAGCACCAGGCAGCAGAGGCCCUGGAUAUUUAUAUACGAGGCAGCUACAAUGGCUUUGGAGUGAAAGUUGCUGCAGAAAUAGAUAGGUCACAUUCACAUUCAGAAUGUUUCACUGAGAGGAAAAGUCUACAAAACCUCCAAACCACACUCCAGUUAUCAGUGACCCAGACUGGAGGCCCAACAGAAGCAGAUGGACUUGUCCAGUGGAAAGCUGGCCUUGUUGCCAGCAACCAGACCUGGCAUGUUAUUGACAGAGGGCUACACUUGGUGCCCAUUUGGGACAUCAUCCUUUCCCACCACAGAGGUGAUUUUAAGGAUCCCCUUCAAGUGGCUACCUGGCUGAAAGACAGUUAUGUCUCUCUGACUGGCCUUGAUGCACAAAUCCAGGAUGGAGAGGAAUUACUGAGUGCUGAGAAGGAGGUUAGAGAAUUCCUAGAGGAUGUGAAAUCCUGGGAAGUAUCUGAUCCUGAAAAACAGCUUAAACAACUGAUGGAUUUCAUGCAACUGUUGAGUCAUAAAAUGAAAAGUUAUGACAUUUGGAUUAAGUUUUGCCUCACAGAUUGGGACCUGCAAAAUUUUCUACUAAAUACAUUCAACUUUUGCAAAAAGUCAUCCAUGUAUAAUACUAAAUUUAUUAAGUCUCAGUUGUGCAGUCUUUUGGAUCCUCACGUCUACAAAGUGACAAACUUUCCUCAGGCUCAUUCCAUCAUGCAGUGGAUCUACCAGUCAGAGGCAGACCCAGAGCAUGUCAACAUCACCCAAUUCUCUCAAUUCAUCAAAAUCUUAAGAGAAAUCCAAAACAACCUCGUGGAAAUGAAUGUUAAAUCUGAGUCCACUGAAAUAGUGAAAGAAGCUCAAAGAAAGGCCACCUAUGAGGUCAGCAUGGCUCUCAGCUGCUUCUUAAAUUUCCUCAAAAGAACAGAGCAGACAGACGAAUACAUCCUGCUUCUCUCCAUUGCAGCUGGUGCAGGUUACCAAUUGACAAAUGGCAUUUUUCUUCAUCUACUCACAUGUGAUGAGUUAAAGUUCCUAUUGGAGGAAAUGCAAACUGCCCUAAGUAAGUACCAGGAGCUUAAAAAUGUUAGCAACCACAAGGCUCAGGCAUUCCUGCUGCUCACAGGUCUGACCACCACAGCUGGAUGCAUAGCCAUUUCCCCAGAAGAAAAGAUACAACGAUUGGCAUCAAUGAAACAACAUAUGGGACAAUCAUUGUCUAGUGAAGUUGUACAUAUCCUAGAUAGACAUGGAGUAGAUCACGACUGGGUAAACUUAGAGAAUGAUUUGAGAUUGCUCACUGAUGGCAAUUAUGAAAUCAUGAACCCUUCAUGGAAAAUGAAUGAGGUAAAGAGACCUUUGGAAAGACGUUCUGAUGAACAGAAACAUCCAGAUCCACUACAGAGAAAAGAAAAUAACAACAAGGAUGUGAUGAAAAAUGUAGCUUUUCUAGACUUACUUCAGCGUCUAGGCCUAGAACAUUACUACCCAAAAAAGAUGAACAGAGAUAAUUUCCAUCUCAUCUACAAGACUUCUGUAUAUAACAACCAGCCCAAAUCACAACAGGAACUACCCUUCUAUUUCCUGCAGAAACUACUGGUACUAGAUUGUGGGCUGAGACACCUGGACUUCAAAAAUGAGGCAAUCAUAGAAAAUCUUGUCAGUACAAGCACAUCCAUUCAGGAAAAUGAGGAUUUUAAUCCCUAUGAAGAUUUCCCUGAAGAUCCUGACACUCUUCUUAAACGAAUGACCACUAUACACAGGUCGAGCAUUCACCCAAUGGAUAUCCAGAUGGCCAUUUUUCACUGUGUAGAUGAUCUUGCCAGACAAUAUAUUUUGGCCAAAUUGUCCAUUUGUCAAUAUGCUCUUCCACUUCUGGUUCCUAAUCCUUGCACUUCUGAAAUUGAAUUCUCUCUUUGGUCUCUCAGAAAAAUUAGGAGAAGUUGGCAACAUGCAAAUAAAUCACCACAAGGGAAGAAGAGCAGCUACAAGAAUCAGCAGAUGUGUCAGGUCCCUACCUCCAUCGUGUCCUUCAUUAGAGUUGGAAAUGGCCUCUCUGCAUCCAAAUCACUGAUAAUGAACUGCCUUCUCAGUAAACGUAAACAUGAUGUGUUUUUUCACAGACACAGCAGAGGAAGUAGCAAAGACUGUCUCUUGAUGGGGGGUGUGGUGGAAAUCUGCUGGUUCUGUCCCGCGGGGGAAGAAGAAGACAGAUUUGACAACUGUGUGGCCUUCACUAAUCUUCAUGGAGAUGCAAAGGAACAUAGGAGGCAACUUGCUUUCCUACAGAAGGUCUCUUCUCUCAUUGUGAUCCUCAUGUCAGCUUCUGAUAAGAAUGAAGAGAACCAAAAAAUAGUGCUUGAUCUGUGCAAGUCAUCAAGACCUUUAAUCUGUUUAUUGGAUGACAGAGAGAAAACCAUGGCCAACAAUUCUGGGAGAAGAGUAAAAAUUGGCAUUAGGAAUAGAAAUGAAGCUGAAUUAACAGAGGAGCUCACACUGAUAAUCAGACAUUUGCUAGAGAUCUCUGACACUGCUCUCAGCUUAGAGGACUGUUCCUUGACUGCUCACAAGGAAGGAUUUCUCGUGGAUGAAGAUCAGAGAGAUUGCAUGGAGGCCAAGGAAAAGGCACAGGUUAUAAUGGCCCUCCUGGGAGAAACAAACUUAUCUCACAUAAAGGAAAAUUUCCUACCACUUCAGGGACAGCUGUGGCACAAUUGGUGUAAGAAAGACAAAGAACUCUAUCAUCUGAGAGAAAAGGGAAACAAGAGCAUUGAGCACCACAAAAGCCAGAUUGAGACUGAAAAACAAACUAUACGCCGAAAGCAAUCGGAGAAAGCCAUUAUUCUUAAUGAUGUAAUGAAGUCUGCCCUCCAAAUUCUCCAACAACAUUCAGAAAUUCACACAAAACUCUACUUCUUACAGUGGUUGAGUUUGUUUUUAGAAAACCUCACCGCAGGAACUUUGGAAAAACUGCAUGAGUGCCAAAGAACUUUAUGGUCACAGAUCAAAACAGAAAAACACAAAGCACAAAUGAACAAGUCUCUGAAACCCUGUGUAAGUCAGAUGGAAGCCAUCUCCAAAGAAAUUCAAGACUGUACCUUGGGAAUUGAGCAAUUUCUCAGAGAAGUUGGCCAGAUCUAUGAAGCCUUGGAAGAAACUUCUUACACAAGAGAUAGCCUUUUUCUCUCCCUUCCCCAAAUUGCAGCAGACCUGAUGCUAUCUGGAGUUCCCAUUGAGCUGAUGGAUGGGGAUGCCUCAUAUGUACCUCUAAAGUGGGUGUCAGCUGUGUUUGACAAGAUCUCUGAGAAACUUGGAGACAAACGGAUCUUCAUUCUCUCUGUCCUUGGUCUUCAGAGCUCAGGGAAGUCCACCUUGCUCAAUGCCCUUUUUGGGCUACAGUUCACUGUCAGUGCAGGCAGGUGUACCAGGGGAGUCUACAUGCAACUCCUGAAGGUGGAGGAGACCUUCACAAAAGAACUUGGCUUUGACUUUGUGCUGAUUGUAGACACAGAAGGACUUCGGGCUCCAGAACUCAACAACAAAUCUCAGAACUGGGACAAUGAACUGGCCACUUUUGUCAUUGGACUUGGAAACUUGACCAUCAUCAAUAUUUUUGGAGAGAAUCCAUCAGAGAUGCAGGAUAUACUUCAAAUUGUUGUCCAGGCCUUUCUAAGGAUGAAACAAGUCAAAAUCACCCCAAGUUGUUUCUUCGUCCAUCAGAAUGUGGGAGAAGUGGCAGCUGAAGAUCAAACCAUGGAAGGUCGGCGGCGGCUAGAGCAGAAACUAGAUGAAAUGACAGCACUAGCUGCUGAACAAGAAGAAUGUUCACAUAUAACCCGCUUCUGUGAUGUCAUUAAGUUUGAUGCUAGCUCUCAUAUCUACUACUUUGCUCACCUCUGGGAUGGCAAUCCCCCAAUGGCCCCUCCCAAUCCUCGUUACAGCCACAAUGUCCAAGAACUGAAAAGUAGAAUUCUUUCCACUGCAAAACAGGAAAACAGGGGAAACAUCCUGAAGAUAUCACAUAUGAAAUCCCGAGUUCAAGAUCUGUGGAGAGCCCUGGUGAGUGAAAACUUCAUUUUCAAUUUCAAGAACACUCGAGAGAUCAUGGCCAUGGCAAAACUGGAAACAAUGUACAACCAGUGGACCUGGCUUCUAAGGAGCCACCAGAUGAACCUACAGACUCAGCUAACCAAUCAGGUUAAAAAUGGAAAACUUGUCAUACUCAAUACAAGCAUAAUUGUGGAUCCCCUUACAGAAGUAUAUCAGAGUAUCAAGCAAUCAUUUCAAAAAUAUUUUACAGAAGAUCCAGAUAGUGAAAUAAUCAUUCAAUGGAAAGCAAGUUUUGAAAAUAAACUAGUAAUCCUCAAAGAGACACUUAUUUCAGACACUAAAAGAGAAAUUAAUGAACUUAUUGCUCUAAAGAAAAGUCAAGAAAGACUAGAUCAGAAAAAAAUAGGUUAUGAAACUGAAUUAUUAAAGAGGAGCCAAAAACUAGCUUUAUCUCUAAAAGGUAAAGAAUUGAGUGAGGAAGAAUUGCAUGAGAGAUUCAACCAACUUUGGAAAAAUUGGGUCUGUGAUAUAUUAUCAAACCUCCCUCAAGUCACAGAGCCUAACAUUGAUGUGGAUCGUGAAAACAUCCUUUUAGACUACUUCAAAAAAGAAAAACACAUUAGGGAAGAGCUAAACCAAAAAUCUAGAAAGACAUUUGAGAUCAAUUAUCACAAAUAUGUCCAGUUGAAAGGAACAUUUAGAUUCCUCAAAACUUUAGAAGUCUCUGAUAAAGAAUCCAUUAAAGUGACUACUAAGCGUAUUAUUUCAAGAUUUGAGGAAACUGUUAAUAACAUUGAGAGGCAAAAACGUGAUUACAAUCCCAGUGAUUUCCAUGAAAUCCUUAGACUAAUCGACGAGGAAGUGAAGUCUGAACCUAAUGAAAAAUAUACAUUUACAAGCAACUACAACCUUGACUUAUCUUUGCAUUUAUCCCAGAGAGCAUCAGAGAUUUUUAAGGAAAGGCACAGGGCAUUCAAGGAAGCAAAUGAUCCUGUGAAAUACCUGGAAAGCAAGAAAGAUGAAUUGUUCCUGAGUUUUAAGAUCUCCUGCCAAGGAGCCACCUCCAUCACAACAUUUGCUGAUUUUCUGUGGCAGAAGCUCACUCCUGCUAUAUCCGACACCAUCUGGGGGAAAAUGCCCCUUAAAAUAGCUGAGUACCUGCGAUCUACCUGUCCUGCAUUCAAUGGAAACAGGGCAAAACUGGAGAAGCACAUCCUCAUCUCUCUGGCAGAAGAAGAAAACUUUGAUAAGUAUUGGCAAUAUAUUCAUGAUCCCAAAUUUUUUUGUAGCAGCUACAUUCAAAACCAUAUUAAACAAUACUGUUUCAAUGAAGGAGUUGAAAAAAUAAAGACAUUUAUUCAAAUAAGUUUAGGUGACAUAAAGAAUGCCAUUCUCUCUGCCAUUCAUGAGUCCACAGAAGUAGCUAAAGAUAAAAGCAGCACUGCAUCUGAGUGGUUGGAUUUGUUUUGUGAUCACCUGGGGAGCAAUUUGAUCUUUCCACGAAGAGAUUUGGUAAAUAUUGAACACCAGGAGAUAAAAGAUACUGAGUUCCUCAAAGAAGCCAUGAGUAAACCUUUGGAUCUCACAAUGAAGGACAUAGGAGAGAAAUUGUCAGGUCUGCCUAUACAUGAGAUGGUUCCUAAAAUUGAGGAAAUUCUCUCUGAACAUCUCUGUGGCUGCUGGAAACAAUGUCCCAUAUGUAAUGCAAUUUGUACUAACACAAUUCCUAAUCAUGACGGUGACCACAGUGUUCCUUUCCAUCGUCCUCAGGCUGUCAAUGGAUGGAGUUGGUAUAAAACAGACAACUUUGUCAUAAAUUCCUGUUCUACUUCAGUAGCCAGUGAUGAUUACAUGAUUUUAGGUGAUGGCCGGGAAUUCCUAUAUAAGAACUAUCGACAGGCAGGAGGAGAUUUUGCCACUUGGAGCAUCACCGCAGAUUUAUCCACACAGCCAUACUGGAAGUGGUUUAUAUCACACUUCAGAUCAAAUCUAGAAGAAAAGUACAAGUAUAAAUUUAAAGGCAAAGGUGAAAUCCCUAAUACAUGGUUACAAAUCACAAAGCAGGAUGUGCUUAAUGACUUGAAAAAAUAGCACUGUUUUCUUACCACAAAGAAGCAUAUCUUUAAAAACUAAAAGUUACAGGGCCUAAAUUGUCCUAAAUCACAACCUCUUCACAGUAACAACCUUCAAUGUUUUCCUUAUUAAAAUGCAACAUUAAAAUUUGAAUAUUUUCUCUAAAAGAA
This is a messenger RNA of Dipodomys spectabilis (banner-tailed kangaroo rat), 7685 nucleotides long. RefSeq names its product interferon-induced very large GTPase 1-like. Gene Ontology annotation, molecular function: GTP binding. The transcript is spliced from 3 exons. Bases 253 to 7533 code for a protein of 2426 amino acids. NCBI's taxonomy places the organism in Eukaryota, Metazoa, Chordata, Mammalia, Rodentia, Heteromyidae. The record is from RefSeq and is a predicted model, not a curated record.